AUGGCGACGCGCGCGGUGGCCGUGCGCGCGAACGCGCGGGCGGGAGGGAUCGCGCGCGAACGACGACGACGAUCCGUGGGUGCGGGUGUCGUUGGACGCGGGCGUUCGAUCGAGACGCGCGCGUGGGUGGGUGCUCCGGAGGGGGCGACGAAGCGUCAGACGCGAUUGCGCGCCGUGUUGAAGGACGACGACGGUGUCGGAUGCGCGGAUGUGAACGACGGUGGGAUGACGGAAAGAGAAGAUGAAUCGAGCGCGGUCGUGCUCGGGAGUGAGGGGUCGGGGGAGAAGGGGGUGAACGUGAGUCUUAUUGUCAGCAUAACCGCGUUGGUCGCGCUGGCGGUGAGCGGGAUCACGUUUAAAGAUGACAUCAUCGGUUCGCUCGGUGUUUUCGUCGAUUACGUCGAUUCACUCGGUCCGACAGGUUACGCACUAUUCUUGGUGGGAUAUGUCGCGUUGGAGGUGCUGGCGGUGCCGGCGUUUCCGUUGACAAUGUCGGCGGGCGCCUUGUUCGGCACGUACUCCGGCACUCUUCUCGUCACAGUGUCGGCGACGAUAGCGGCCACUAUCGCGUUUCUUAUCUCUCGAUAUGUGGCGAGGGAUAAGGUUCGGAAGAUUGCGGACGGUUACCCGAAGUUCAAGGCGAUCGAUAAAGCCAUUGGAGAGGACAGUCUGCGAGUUGUCUGCAUCAUGCGACUCUCGCCUUUGAUGCCGUUCGCAAUCAGCAACUAUCUCUACGGCCUGACCUCGGUAAAAUUCCGGUCGUACGUAAUCGGAUCCUUCUUUGGAAUGAUGCCGGGUACCUUCGCGUACGUAUCCGCGGGUAUGGCGACGAGGCAAGCUGUUGAGGGCACGGCGGGUCUCGGAGCGCUUCUCUCAACUGCCUUCGGCAUUGGACUGGCCGCUUUCAGCGCGGGAUACGUGGGUAAGUUGGCCACAAAGGCAGUCGAAGAAGAUACUGGUGAGUGUCUCACUGAUGAAUGCGAUGCCAGUCGAUCGUUCGAGGAAUCAACUUGA
This is a messenger RNA of Ostreococcus tauri, 1014 nucleotides long. Its product is annotated as SNARE associated Golgi protein. The transcript has a single exon. The coding region runs from base 1 to 1014 and encodes 337 amino acids. The record is from RefSeq and is a predicted model, not a curated record. NCBI's taxonomy places the organism in Eukaryota, Viridiplantae, Chlorophyta, Mamiellophyceae, Mamiellales, Bathycoccaceae.